This is a messenger RNA of Pristis pectinata (smalltooth sawfish), 2930 nucleotides long. It is a transcript of the gene cdk9, whose product is annotated as cyclin-dependent kinase 9 (CDC2-related kinase). Gene Ontology annotation, molecular function: cyclin-dependent protein serine/threonine kinase activity; ATP binding. The transcript has 7 exons. NCBI's taxonomy places the organism in Eukaryota, Metazoa, Chordata, Chondrichthyes, Rhinopristiformes, Pristidae. Gene Ontology annotation, cellular component: nucleus. The coding region runs from base 95 to 1261 and encodes 388 amino acids. Gene Ontology annotation, biological process: protein phosphorylation. The record is from RefSeq and is a predicted model, not a curated record.
GCUGUUGCAGUGCGGCGCCCGGCCGUCGGGGGCCGCUGCUGGCGGCGUCUGCGAGUGAGCUUCCAGCGCGCCGUGCGAGGGCCGGAAGUGGAUAAUGGCGCGCUGCCCGGACGGCGGCAUGGGGGUCCGGCUCAGUGCCGACAUGGUCAAGUACUAUGAGGUGUUGGACUUCCAGUUCUGUGACGAGGUGGCGAAGUACGAGAAGAUGGCGAAGAUCGGACAGGGUACCUUCGGGGAGGUGUUUAAAGCACGUCAUCGGCAGACAGGGAAAAAAGUGGCUUUGAAGAAAGUUCUUAUGGAAAAUGAAAAGGAAGGGUUUCCCAUCACGGCCUUGAGAGAAAUAAAAAUCCUGCAACUGCUGAAGCAUGAAAAUGUGGUGAAUCUUAUUGAGAUCUGCCGCACAAAAGCCACGCAGUAUAAUCGCUACAAGGGCAGCAUCUAUCUGGUAUUUGACUUCUGCGAGCAUGACCUGGCUGGACUGCUCAGCAAUGCAAACGUGAAGUUCACUUUGGCAGAAAUCAAGAAGGUGAUGCAGAUGCUGCUGAAUGGGCUCUACUACAUUCAUCGGAACAAGAUCUUGCAUCGAGAUAUGAAAGCAGCCAAUGUUCUGAUCACUCGGGAUGGUGUGUUGAAACUGGCCGACUUUGGUCUGGCUCGAGCAUUUAGUCUGGCCAAGAAUAGCCAGCCAAAUCGCUACACCAACAGGGUUGUAACCCUGUGGUACCGUCCACCGGAGCUCCUGCUAGGUGAGCGAGACUAUGGACCACCCAUAGAUCUUUGGGGUGCUGGAUGCAUCAUGGCUGAGAUGUGGACUCGGAGUCCAAUAAUGCAGGGCAACACAGAACAACACCAGUUAACGUUGAUCAGUCAGCUCUGUGGCUCCAUUACAGCAGAGGUUUGGCCUAACGUUGAGAAGUAUGAACUGUACCAAAAGUUAGAAUUGCCUAAAGGUCAGAAGCGAAAGGUCAAAGACCGGUUAAAAGCCUACGUAAAGGACCCUUAUGCACUGGACCUCAUUGACAAGCUGCUCGUCCUCGACCCUACCCAGAGGAUUGACAGUGAUGAUGCACUUAACCACGAUUUCUUCUGGACUGACCCUAUGCCUUCUGACCUUAAAAACAUGCUCUCGACCCACAACCAAUCAAUGUUUGAAUAUUUGGCCCCUCCCAGGAGGCGAGGCAGUCACAUGCCUCAGCAGUCAACCAAUCAGAACAAGAAUCCUGCUGCAGCCAACCAGACGGAAUUUGAUCGGGUAUUCUGAAAUUGUUUGAAGAAGUUAAUGGAUUGUAGAGUGACUGGGGCAGGUUGUUUAUUUAUAUAGAUAGUGCCAUAUUUGAGGUCUUGUGAUUUGAAAAAUGUUGAACUGUUACACAUUAAUUGUGCCUAUUACUAAUUGGAUGUUGUCAAAGUUACUUCUCUUCGGAAGCAAAAGUGGAACUUUGGGUCCAGAGGUGACAUUCUGAGAUUCUCCUAUAGGAGUCUUGGAUUGAUUUCUGUUUUUUUCCCAGUGAUGCUAUAGUGUUGAGCAUAAAUUUAGAAUUGUUAUAGAGUUCUUUGUUCAAUCCAUAAUCAUUCCAUCAUUGGCUAGUGUUGAAUCACUUUUGAGUCAGUACUUGGAGCAAUGUGAAUGACACAAUACAUCCACAUUCUGUGUUGUUUUGGGAUGUGGGUUUGUAUUCAAGUUUCCCUCUGAUAUUGUCGUCUGUUGCAACCUGACUGGAUCCCAAAAGGAAAAUGGGGAAAGUCAAUCAUAUCACCCUAAACCAAGCUUGACAGGCAUAGACUGUGAAUGGCUUUCCUCUUGCACUGGUCAUGAGACAAGAGGAUCUUGGUAAAGACAGGAAAUCGAUUUAUAUUCUUUUAAGUUUAUUUUCUGAGGCUUGUGCACAAUAGGGAUCUUUGGAUGUUACGUCAGUUACAUGUUAAUGAGCUAUAUAUUGGAGAUUGUUUAAAAACGUAAACACCUAUAGCACGUUGAAGUACUACUGCAUCAUUUGUUAGUGGUAGAAUCUUAAUGAGGUUAUGACUUUGUUUCCUGAAACCCAAAACUUUGCCAGAAAUUUUCUUCUGUUUAAGGCAUUGGUACUUUUUACAUGGUCACGCUGUACAAAUAUUGAAAGAUUUAAGAAAAAAGUAAAAUGUCUUCUCACGGAUCAGUUCAUACAUCGAGUGAUUUGUAGAUACUGACAAGUUGUAAUAAAUUCUGUUUGUGCCAAUAGGUUUCUGAUUCCUGUUCUAACGCUGCCUCUUUACUGAGGGUUUCUUUCCUAGAGUGCCUGUCCACAGCUGAAUAAAAGUGAAAUGAAUAGAAUGAGUAUUAUACAGUAUCAUUGUCACCUUUCUAAGAAGUGCAGCCCUUUCUGUUAGCUUUCCCCUGCCCUUCGUGAUACAAUUGUGUGCCUCUUGGUCAUGAAAUUAAAUGGUUUCAUAGAUUCUAGCUACAGAGUAUUGCAUGCUCUGAAAAAAGUGUGCAAUAUAAGAACUCAUUUUAGUAGCUGCAGAACUGCUGUUGAAGUGAUAAAUAUUUCUUCUGCAAGGUGGAUUCACAGACCAGUUUAAAAAAAACAAAAAAAAUGCAGUUGUUCUAUUUAUUCUGUUUGCAGUUUUUGAUUUUAUUCCAACUUUGUCAUGACCAAAAAUCAUAUUGUCCACUGGCAGAAUAAAAUAGCCUCUUGCUACCUUAGGUACUGCCGGUACUUCCAGAUGUUUAAAUUACAGUGACUGGAAUGUCAGUUUAGGUUCGGUCCUCAGGAGAUUUUAAGAAAUACUGUUAAUGUGCAGUUCUUCAAUUCAGACAAUUUCAAGGUAAAAGAUUUAGUUACAUUGUACAAUACAGCAUUAGAGCAUAUGCAAAAUGUUUAACAGUUUAUAAUCACAUCAGUGAGUAUAAAUUCUAGGUUUUUAAAUAAAUUGUUCUAAAACAAUCCUGC